This is a messenger RNA of Haliotis rubra (blacklip abalone), 1457 nucleotides long. RefSeq names its product vacuolar protein sorting-associated protein 13D-like. The record is from RefSeq and is a predicted model, not a curated record. Lineage: Eukaryota; Metazoa; Mollusca; Gastropoda; Lepetellida; Haliotidae. Gene Ontology annotation, cellular component: extrinsic component of membrane. The transcript is spliced from 13 exons. Bases 39 to 1457 code for a protein of 472 amino acids. Gene Ontology annotation, biological process: protein targeting to vacuole; mitochondrion organization; protein retention in Golgi apparatus.
CUGAGAUCUCCUUCAGUGGUAUCCAUUUCAAUCAGACGAUGGAGCCCAACAUCGAAGGUAAAGCUAUCUUCCAGAUGACAGGAGAGUACUACAACCGCAGCCUGUCUGGCUGGGAGCCCUUCCUGGAGACAUGGAGGUGCUUUGCUGAGUGGAAACAGUUUAAGGAACCAGAAGAAAAGAUGUCAUUUCAGAUUUCAACCAAUGAGGUGUUGAACGUGAACCUGACCAGCACUCUCCUGGAACAGUACCACCUGACGAAGGGCAGCUGGACAGAGGACUACCUGAAGGACAACAGAGACAGCUUGAAAUCCCAAGUCAAGUAUUCUGUCAGUCCCAGUUCACUACCGUCCUCCAAACUACUCCGUCGUCGCCUCCCGUUCAUCCCCUACACCAUCCGCAACGACACCGGCUGUGACCUGUGGUACAUCACCGCCAUCUCCUCUCCAUCAAAUGAACCGAAAGAAGGUAUGAAUGACACAGGUAACGUCCAGUCAUAUGACAACGCCUACAUUCAGGCCUCCGAUUGGAAGCGGGUUACAACUGGAGAGUCCAAACCAUUCUACUUCCACCGCAGAGAAAAACUCAGACACAAGAAAACCCACGGAAUGCACAUCAACCAGCUGUUGGUAACGGUGGCUGGCUGGCAACGCCUCUCCCCCAUCACUGUGGACAAGGUGGGCGUGUACUUCCGGUACACAGAGCCUGACAAGAAGACUCCUACAGCCAACACACUUCACCCAGCAUGUAUUGUGAUCGAAGUGAAACAGGACGGCAGUGCCAGGAAGCUGAUCGUGGUGCGGUCCUCCCUGGUUGUGGUCAAUCAGCUGGACUGUCCACUGCAGGUCAGGAUGACCAGCACAGACGAGACAGGCUCCUCCACCAUGACCCUGCAGCGGAAUGUCCCCACCCCCGUGCCUUUGCCGAAGGUGUACUACACACUGAAGGCUCGGCCGGCUGAGUGGCCGGUAGAAUACUGUGACCGUCCUCUACACUGGCGACAAGUAAACAAGGCCGGGGAGGCCAGUGACGGCAUCCGAGAGUGUAAGAGCAACGAUGGAGGAGGAAAUGUACAGCAGAUACUAGUGUUCUGUGUGUCAGUGCGGAGAGAGCUCUACCCUGAAGUGGUCACCCUGGAGGAUGGUAGCACCUCCACCCACUGCCUGCCUGGCCACACCAUCACUCUGGUGCCCCCUCUUACCAUCACCAACCUGCUGCCCCUCGAGAUGCACUACUACCUGAAGAAGACCGACAUCUCUGGCAACCUCAAGCCGGGCAAGUCAGCAGCACUGCAUGGGGCUGACCUGGCGCCACGACCUACUGCUGGGUGUCAACGUGGAGAACCUCCCCAGUGCAAGGAACUGACCAUCCCCCCAAGCACCACCAAGUACAGAGUGAAGCUGCGUGUCUAUGAUGACAAGAAGCUUACUGCUGGAGCUCAUCCUCAGGAUCAAUACUGA